AUGGAAUUUAUCAUUCUAAUGAGUGAUUUCAAUGUGCUUGCCGAAGCAGAGACCGAAAAUUGGAAAGGCGUGAAUGGAAAAAAGGCGCAGCUCAUAUCGAAACGUCUGUUAUGCACACAAGUACCGUCUCGUUUGGUAUUGCCAGCAUGUGCCUAUGAAAAUGACGUGUUCGAGCCGGACGGGAAAGAGAAAUUCGACAAAGAACAAAAACGUGCCGUUGGCAACCUGAUGGGUGCCGUGAUGAGGGUGAGUUCUGAGAGUGCCAGGGGCGAUGACUGUUUCACUUACGACGUGAAGUUCGGGGACUCUCGAUUUGGGCCGAGCAAACUGCACUCGCUUUCAGCGACGUCACCUCGCCCUCUUUAUCUCUCGCCGAGGCUGUCUGACAACGAAUGGACGGCGUUGUUUGUUCGCACGAUGUGCGCUUUCACACUAAUGACGACCGGGUGGUAA
Molecule: messenger RNA, 453 nt
Organism: Soboliphyme baturini
Lineage: Eukaryota; Metazoa; Nematoda; Enoplea; Dioctophymatida; Soboliphymatidae
Source: the annotation of a GenBank genome assembly